AUGGACUCGGCGAUCGAUUUGUCUGACGCAUCGAAGGCCUUGGAUCUAUCUAACAUUCGCUUUCAGCUAGUAGCGAGUUCAAUUUCCGCUGAACCAGACAAUAUACACUCCGGGGGGGUAAGACUCCCUGGAAGUGAUUUGAGCCUCUUUGAUUGGAUCCUGCGAGAACAAGAGGCUUUACAUUCGCUCGUGCGUCGCUAUGAGUCGCCAGAUGAAUAUCCUUUCUUCCCGGAUGCAUUGAACAAACCAAUUCUUCAGCCACUGAAUUAUCCGAAGAUCCUUCAUCCCAACGAUGUCAAUGUUUCGGCUGCGAUCAAGCGUAAGUACAUUGAAGUCAUCUUACCCCGUGCCUGUCCAGACUUUGGCCGCGAGGAUCGAGGGGAGCAACAGGAGAAUUAUGGCUCGACGGCGACCAUCGAUGUGUCUUUGUUGCAAGCUUUGUCGAGACGAAUCCAUUUCGGGAAAUUCGUUGCAGAAUCGAAAUUCCAAGCCGAGACUGAAAGGUUUGUGCAACUUGUCAAAGCAGAAGAUCGGAAGGGUAUUGAUGAAGCCAUCACGAAUGCCAAAGUCGAGAAGAAGGUCCUAGAGCGCCUGCGGCUAAAAGCAAGAACGUAUGGCAAGGACCCGAGUAUUGAGGCAAAUGAUCAUGGUAAGAUAAAUGUUGAUGCCGUCGUGUCCAUGUACGAGGUUGGUUUGCCAGGCGCUCACACAUCGUUUGAAACUGAAAACUUUCAGGAAACUGUGAUUCCGCUCACGAAGGAAGUCGAAGUCGAGUAUCUUAUGCAGCGCUUGAUAGGCACAGAGUGGGAGUGA
Molecule: messenger RNA, 813 nt
Organism: Bacidia gigantensis
Lineage: Eukaryota; Fungi; Ascomycota; Lecanoromycetes; Lecanorales; Ramalinaceae
Exons: 2
Coding region: 1-813 (270 amino acids)
Biological process (GO): aromatic amino acid biosynthetic process; chorismate metabolic process
Cellular component (GO): cytoplasm
Molecular function (GO): chorismate mutase activity
Source: RefSeq, a predicted model, not a curated record